Molecule: messenger RNA, 975 nt
Organism: Miscanthus lutarioriparius
Lineage: Eukaryota; Viridiplantae; Streptophyta; Magnoliopsida; Poales; Poaceae
Source: the annotation of a GenBank genome assembly
AUGCCUCCCCGUCCCCGCCACCACCUCCUCUUUUUCCGCCGCCACCUCUCCACCUCCAAGCCGUCUCCCGCGCUGGCCCCCGCGCCUAAGCCCACCGACCCGGCGCUUCUGCUCCGCCUCUGCACUAUCCUCUACCAGCAGCAGCACGACCCCGACGACGCGCUGCGCCGCCGCCUCUCCGCGCUGCCGCUGCCCACCGCGCCCGCCGACAUUCGCGAGCUCUUCCUCCAGGCCUCCGCGCGGUUCCCGCUGUCCUGGCGCCCCGUGGACCGCCUCCUCGCGCACCUCUCCACCCUCCACCGCGGCGCCGGCGACGGCGGAGGCGCUGGGUUCCCACACUCCCCCACCACCGCCGCCCGCCUCCUCGACGUCCUCGCCAAGUCCGGGAACAUCGACCUCCUCCACUCCACGCUCUUCUCGCUGCCCCGCAGCCUCCUCUCCGCCGCGGCACUCCGCGCCGCCGUGCGGGGGCUCGCCCCCGCCCGCGAGGUCGGGAAGGUCGCCGCGCUCGUGACGCUCUUCCCCGAGUGCCACCGCGCUCGGGUCCUCACGUUCGUCACUGACGUCGCUUGCUCGGAGCCGUGCAGGCUCCCUGACGUCGCGGAGAAGGCGAUCAAGCGCGCCGAGCACCGGCACGGCGUCGCGCGCACGGGCAGGUGCUGCGACCUGCUGGUCGUCGCGUACUGCCGCGCGGGGUCUCUCGCGGACGCGUGCAGGGUGUGGAAUGGAAUGGAGAGGCGCGGCCUCGAGCCGGGUGCCACGGCGUACCAGGAGAUCGUGGUGACCAUGUUCAAGAACAACCGCGUAGCCGACGCCAUGAAGAUGUUCGACGUAAUGCGGAGGAGCGGAGUGCCGGACAAAGGAGGGGGCUGCUGCUGCGCGGUUGUGUCUUGGCUGUGCAAGGAAGGGAGGGUGUGGGAGCGCGUACAUGGUGUUGGCAGAAAUGGUAAAACGAGGUCUGGAGGUGGAUGGUGA